Paralichthys olivaceus (Japanese flounder) is the source of this 892-nucleotide messenger RNA. RefSeq names its product adipogenesis associated, Mth938 domain containing (gene aamdc). Gene Ontology annotation, cellular component: cytoplasm. The record is from RefSeq and is a predicted model, not a curated record. Lineage: Eukaryota; Metazoa; Chordata; Actinopteri; Pleuronectiformes; Paralichthyidae. Gene Ontology annotation, biological process: positive regulation of fat cell differentiation.
UUUCCCCUUUAAGAUGAGGAGGAAGUGAACUUCAGGGGGUGUGGCCAGUUGACGGCGUCACGAGCAGCCUGUGAGUUGAAGCCAUGUCCUCUCCAGAGAUUGCCUCUCUCUCCUGGGGCCACAUGAAGGUGAAGGGAUGCUCCUCCAGGUACAAGGACUGUAAGGUCUGGCCUGGAGGCAGCCGGGCCUGGGACUGGAGAGAGACUGGGACUGACCAUUACCCAGGAGUACAACCUGCUGAUUUGGAGGAGGUGCUGAAGAUGGGAAUCGACCUGCUGGUAAUCGGCAGAGGGAUGAGUGAAGCUCUGCAGGUUCCCUCCACCACUCUGGACUUUGUGAAGCAGAAAGGUGUGGACGUCAGAGUCUUGCAGACGGAGAGGGCCGUCGCUGAAUACAACAAGCUUGUUGGCCAGGGUGCCAAGGUGGGCGGAGUCUUUCACUCCACCUGUUAAUGACGUGUCCUGCGCCGGAUGACCGUCAGGAGAUGGAGGCACCGUGUUCCACCGUCUGGUUUGAACCGGUGGUUUCCUCUGCCAGAUCUCAGCUUGUCUCAUGGCUUCAGAUCACUGUGAAACAUUUCUAAUCUUAAAGUGGGCCAGUCCUCAGGUUGUGUUUGCUGCGCUGUAGAAGAUCACUGGCAACUUAAGAAAUAAUACCAAGAUUAUAAAUCAGUGAACUCUUCUCACUUUUCUAUUUUUGACUCUGGAUGAAGAAAAUCUUUCGACAGAGAAAUUCAGUUUGUGGAUGUUAUUUUAAAUUUGAAAACAUUUGACCUUCUGUGUAAAGACUUUACAUUCACGUUUUAAGUUGAUGAAUGUUCAGAACAGUUUUCAUGAGAUGAGAGUUUGUCUGCUUGUUUGCUACAGAUAAUAAAAUUAGAAAAUGAAUCUCC